GCCUUGCGCACGGACAUGCUCACCUUCCAACAUCCGUAAAUUACUCUUGGCAGAAUCGAAUGCUUACCUAAGACGUAUCUUUUACAAACGAACAUCGCACUGCAGUGGCCGGCUUUGAAGGAUUGUCUCUCCCUCGAUGCCGUCAGUGCUAUGGCAACAGCGGUCGCUAGAGGCUGUUUGGAAAACGUUCAGCAAAAAGUGGUAUACGUUCGAUAUAUUCUAGCAUGUUAUUAAACGAAAUCUCUCUAUUCUCCACCUUAGAGCCAUUCUAUGGGUGUAAUCACAGCUUUCACAAUCGAGACGGCAUCGCCGCCUUUUUUGGCCAUACUCGUUUGACGCUAGAUUCCCGUAUAUGUUUACAAUCAACUAAUCCACUGAAUCAGUUUUGAGUGACAAUUCAACGAGGAGUGUUCAAGUUCAUAAAACUCUGUUCACUCAGAAGGCAAGCGCUUUACAGUAGAAUUGUGUUUUCCUACGACUAGAGAAAGACAAAUCGUGUGGAGUUUUCUCAUCACAACAACAUGAGUAUCGACAAACAGAGCGUGCGUAUUCAAACCCUUCGCAAAGAGUUUCAGCGGGUGUACGGCGGUCCGGCAGACUUUGUUGUGCGCGCUCCAGGCCGAGUCAACAUCAUCGGCGAACACAUAGAUUACUGCGGGUAUGGGGUCUUCCCUAUGGCUGUCGAGCAGGACAUACUCGUGGCUGCGGAAAAAACGGAUUCGAAUACUAUCGAAUUGAAAAAUAUGGAAUCAAGGUACCCCGAUUUUAGCUGCUCUUUAAAUGACAUAACUAUCAAUUCAUCUUUGCCUUGCUGGUUCGACUAUUUCCUGUGCGGGGUUAAGAUAAUCCAGGAACGAUUUCCUAAGACCCCGUUUCCUGGCGUUCGUUUCUUGAUUCAAGGUUCUGUGCCGCCAGCGGCGGGACUAAGUUCUAGCAGUGCUUUGGUUUGUUCCGCUGCCUUGGCAACAAUGAACGCAAUCGGAGAAGAUCUUCCCCGCACUGAGCUAGCAUCAUUAUGUGCGAAGUGUGAAUGCUAUGUGGGGGUCGAGGGUGGAGGAAUGGAUCAAGCAAUCUGCCUUCUAGCGGAAAAGGGCUCCGCAAAACUCAUCGAAUUCGAGCCCAGGCUUACAGCUCAAACCGUCCAACUGCCCUCUACUGCAGUAUUUGUGGUAGCCAAUAGCCGUGUCGAGAUCAACAAGGGAAACACUUCGAAUUAUAAUACCCGAGUGGUCGAGUGCAGAUUAGCUGCUCAGCUCAUUUUAAAAGAGAGUGGUGAGGAAUGGAAAAAGCGAGUUCGGUUAUACGAUGUCCAGAAAUGCCUAAAUCUUUCGCUGGUGGAGUGUGCAGAGCUGGUGCAGAAGAUCCUUCAUGUUGAACCCUAUUCGCUGGAGGAACUUUGUAGCAUAUUCUGCAUGUCUAAGGACGAGUUUAAGUUGUGGGCAUUGUCAGAGAAAACUAUGAAUCUUACCAAUUUUCAACUUCACAACAGGGCUCUUCACGUCUAUCAGGAAGCUCACAGAGUAUAUCAAUUCAAACAAGUUUGCGAGGCUGGUGACGUGAACCGUAUGGGAGAGCUGAUGUCGCAAAGUCAUGCCAGCUGUCGGGACCUCUAUGAGUGCUCUCAUCCUCUACUCGACAAGCUUGUUGCAAUCUGCUCUCAGAAUGGAGCUCUCGGAUCGAGGCUUACCGGGGCGGGGUGGGGGGGAUGUUCUGUGACUCUAGCGACAGCAUCGAAAGUACCACUGAUCGUCGCUGCUCUUGAAAAACACUUCUACAAGCCACGAGGCCUGGCUACCCAAGAAAAUGUUUUCGUAUCGACUCCGGCGGCCUGUGGCAGAAUCUUUACGUAAAAAGUGCUGUCGCAGAAUGUUAUUUAAAUAUCAUAAUUACAUAAGUAAUUCUGACUUCGCGCUAUCCUUUAAUGUCAAGCAUAAUUGAGCCAUUCUUGAUAACAUGUUUCUAGGGUUUAGAAACUUGUUUACUAUACGGCAGUCGGCACAAGUUAUAACCACAUCGUGGAGUGUAUAAUAAUAAUAUAAAAGAUUAAUGUUAACUAAAUAUUCAGUAUUACUGCCCAACAGACCCAUCGUAGCUUCAAUCAAAAUUGACAACCAUAUCGGUAUUAUACAUACAGACGAUGGGUCUCGGCAUUACGGAAGUAUUGUAGAAAGACAGAAAUUCAAAAAGAUCAAGGUUUUCAUGGCUCGUCGUAAUUUUUUUAUUACGGGGUCAUAUUCGUCGCGGAAGUGUGCGGAUCUUUAUAUAAUAAAUCGCAUAACUUGGAACGGGGUUGCAUGUGCAUCUCCACCGAAAAUUUUUUAUAUUUAAUAACGUAGUGAAUACUUGAAUGUUAUUAUUGAAAGAAAGAUGGGGGUCCUGGAAAUGUAUGGCGUUAUAGAAGGAGUCGAAUAUUGUUCAAUGCGUACCUCGUAGAGUUCGCGAUUUCAUAUGACUGUAUCACCAACAUCUAUAAAUGUUUGUUACAUUGCGUCGUAAAAACCUGUUAUUUGAUUUCUAUCGUUAAAUCAGUAUAUGUUCAAUUUCAAAUUUCAGUGUAUUAUAUACCUGCGGAACCGUACACUAGAGCAAAACUAAGCUAUACCAGUAGGAAAAAAUGCAAUGCUUUGGUAGAGUUAUGGUCUUGAAUAGAAAAAGUUGACCUAAGAUUUUUAUUUAAAGAAAACACCAUUU
Messenger RNA from Varroa destructor (honeybee mite), 2691 nucleotides. It is a transcript of the gene Galk, whose product is annotated as N-acetylgalactosamine kinase. Lineage: Eukaryota; Metazoa; Arthropoda; Arachnida; Mesostigmata; Varroidae. Gene Ontology annotation, molecular function: galactokinase activity; ATP binding. Gene Ontology annotation, cellular component: cytoplasm; cytosol. The record is from RefSeq and is a predicted model, not a curated record. Gene Ontology annotation, biological process: galactose metabolic process; carbohydrate phosphorylation.